AUGGCCCCUAAUGCCGGCGGUUCGUGGCCCUUACUCUCGGUCACCUCCACCUCUUGGGUGGUCCCCUCCCUGCCCACUUGGUCCUGGCUCGGAUGGCUGACAAGUAUGGCCCGAUCUUCACCAUCAGUUUGGGCCUCCGGAAAGCCAUGGUGGAACGCUUGGGCAGUCGCCAAGGAAUGCCUCACCACCAACGACCCCGCACUUGCCACCAGGCCCAAGUCUGUGAGUUCGGAGGUCAUGACCUACAACUAUGCAAUGAUAGGUUUCAGCCUAUACGGCCCGUACUGGCGCCAGGUGCGAAAGAUUGUGACCCUCUAG
This is a messenger RNA of Punica granatum (pomegranate), 318 nucleotides long. The record is from RefSeq and is a predicted model, not a curated record. Lineage: Eukaryota; Viridiplantae; Streptophyta; Magnoliopsida; Myrtales; Lythraceae.